Iphiclides podalirius (scarce swallowtail) is the source of this 648-nucleotide messenger RNA. The record is from the annotation of a GenBank genome assembly. Lineage: Eukaryota; Metazoa; Arthropoda; Insecta; Lepidoptera; Papilionidae.
AUGACGUUGGACUUCUACUACAUGUCUGGUUCGCCGCCGUGCGCCGUCGUCUCGCUGGUGUUCGCAACAGUGGGCAUCGAGUCCAGGGUCAAGUCCCACAGCGUGGACCUAAUGGGCAAGGAGCAAUUGUCGCCGCAAUACUUAAAGUUGAACCCGCAACACACGUGCCCCACUAUAGUGGACGACGGCUUCGUACUGUGGGAGAGCCGCGCCAUCGCCAAGUACUUGGUGGGCAAAUAUGGCGGCGACCUGUACCCUGAGGACUUGAAGACGCGAGCUAUCAUCGACCAGAGGCUAGACUUCGACUGCGGGACCCUGUACGCGAGGCUCGCCGAAUAUUACUAUGCACCGUUCCUGUUCGGCGAGCCCAUGGAUGAGAAGAAACUGGCCAGUCUGCACGAAGCUCUCGUCGUCCUGAACUCCUUCCUAGAAGGCACCAAAUACGCCGCCGGCUCGGCUCUUACUCUGGCGGACUACUGCCUCGCCGUUACAGUGUCCGUGAUCGAGACAGCGGACAUUAGCGUCCAGGAUUACCCCAAAAUCGUCAGAUGGCACGCCCUCGUAAAAUCGACAAUACCCAAGUACGAAGAAAUAAUCGGUAAAUACAUGCAAGAUUUCAAAGACUACAUUGACAACCUGACCAAGGAA